AUGUCAGACGACGAAGACUUUUCUCAUCUUCAUGCUGACAGAAAUAGAAAAUACAAAAAGGCCGGAGGAUGGCAGGCAUUAGGUCUUGAUCACAAUGUCUUCAAAGGUGUAGAAAAAAAAGGUUUCAAACAACCCACCCCUAUUCAGAGGAAAACUAUUCCUUGCAUUCUUGAUGGUAAAGACGUUGUCGCUAUGUCUCGAACAGGAAGUGGUAAAACAGCAGCUUUUAUAAUUCCCAUGUUGCAAAAACUAAAAGGAAGAGAUACUACUGGUAUAAGAGCUCUGCUCAUUUCUCCUACCAGAGAAUUGGCUUUACAAACUUUCAAAGUCAUGAAGGAACUUGGAAGAUUCACUGGUUUACAUUGUGCUAUUCUGGUGGGAGGUGAUGCUCUGGAAGAUCAAUUCUCGAGUAUGCAUGAAAACCCUGAUAUUCUUAUUGCCACACCUGGACGUUUACUUCACGUAGUCGUAGAAAUGGAGCUCAAACUCAACCAUGUUCAGUAUGUAGUGUUCGACGAGGCUGAUCGAUUGUUCGAAAUGGGAUUUCAAGAUCAACUCACGGAUACAUUGAAAAGAAUUCCGGAAAAUAGACAGACUCUCUUGUUCUCUGCCACACUUCCAAGAAUGCUGGUAGAUUUUGCAAAGGCCGGAUUAACUGACCCUGUUUUAAUACGUUUGGAUGUUGAUGAAAAAAUUAGUGAUAAGCUCUCGAUGGUUUUCAUAACGACCAGGGCGGACGAUAAACUAUCUACUCUGGUUCACCUAUGUCGUGAUUUGAAUGCUGAAAACAAGCAGACCGUUGUCUUUUGUGCUACCAUGAAACACGUCGAAUAUGUUGUGGCCGUUCUGAGAAGAGCCGGUGUUGAACCUUCAUUCAUCUACAGUCAAUUGGAUGCUACAGCUAGAAAAAUGAACAUUGCCAGAUUCCAAGAAAAAGAGAGCAACAUAUUGGUGGUAACCGAUGUUGCUGCUAGAGGAGUCGACAUCCCUUACUUAGAUUACGCUAUCAAUUUUCAUUUCCCUGGUAAAGCUAAGCUUUUUGUCCAUCGUGUUGGACGUGUAGCCAGAGCUGGAAGAUCUGGAACAGCGAUUUCAUUGAUCGCUCCAGAUGAACUGCCAUAUUUGACAGACCUGUUUUUGUUCUUUGGAAAGCCAAUGAAUUUUGCUAAGGACUCAGAUGAUUAUGACGAAUCUGUUACUUUAAUAGGAAGAGUUCCCGACGAAGUUGUCGGUUUAGAAACUGAGUUCCUACAUAGUAUUCAUGAUAACAAUACAGACUUGCUCGACCUCCGUCAAAAAGCCACUAAUGCCAUGAUGAAGUAUACCCGAACGAGACCUCCACCAUCAGCGCAAUCGGCUAAACGAGUGAAAGAAGAAAUAAGAAUAAAAUCUUCCGAAUGCUCUACUCAUCCUUUCAUCCGCCUGAAAGGAGACCAGCAACAAUAUGAUAUUUUAAAUAGGCUAUCGAAGUUCAAGGCUCAUACAACAAUUUUCGAAUUAAAUAAAGGAAAUAAAGCUGACGGUGUCAAAGUGAUGAAGGAGAAAAGAAAACAACAUCAGAUGUUCAUCACUGAAGCCGCCGAGAAGAAACAACGAGAACUGGAAAAUGCCCUCCUGGCUCAGGAGAAUGUACAACAAGAACCGAAAACAGUGGAUGAAUGUGAUGAAUCAGAAUUAGAAGCAGUUUUCAAACAAGUCGUAAAACCGACAAAGUUUAAUCCGUCGGAUAGAGCUGAGCAACGUCGACGUGAAAAAGAACAACAUUAUAUACCAUAUCAACCUUCUGACCAUACUUCUGAGAGUCAUUUAGCUCUCCAAACUGUCGAUUUUGCCAAACAAGCUGAAGGAGCAGCUUGUGACAUGAUUGCUGAUGAUGACAAAGGAAUGUACAAGAACAGUCACGCUAAGAAAUGGGAUCGUAAGAAAAAACGCUUUGUUGGAGUUUCUGGAAACGAUCCAUCCCAAAAGAAAAUCAGAACAGAAGAAGGUACAUGGUUACCAGCUUCCUACAAGAGUGGUCGUUACGAGGAAUGGAAGAAAGACCAGAAGAUCGGAUUCAGAAAGAAAAAAGAUGAUGAUGAUGACGAUAAUAGCAGCAGGAAUAAGAGUCUUAGUGGAAGAAACAGAUGGGGCAAGCAGAAGACUGCUAACAGCACCGCUAAGAACGAAUUGAGGAACGUCUCUCAAAUUCAAAAGGGAAGAAGGAAGCAAGCACAACUAGAAGACUACAUGAACCACCGAAAAACACAAAAUAUGAAGAAAAAGGCCUCAGGGUUAGGUGUUAAGGGAGGAAAAGUAGGAAAAGGUGCAAAAGCAGGUAAAGGGGGUAAAGGAGGAGGUAAAGGAGGCAAAGGUAGAAGAUAA
Molecule: messenger RNA, 2364 nt
Organism: Auanema sp. JU1783
Lineage: Eukaryota; Metazoa; Nematoda; Chromadorea; Rhabditida; Rhabditidae
Source: the annotation of a GenBank genome assembly